GCUUCCAUGAGUAAAUUUGUUAUUUCAUUUGUAAGGAUCUAAACCAUAAACAAUCGGAGUGUGAGCUCUGGGUCCCUAGGGUUUAGGCCACUGUUCUUCACUAAAAUGGCAGCAAUCUUAAAGCAAACCUCUAAGAUCGCGAGACAAUUGUCGAAUAAAAAAUUGGUAUCAACAGCAAGUUUCAAUGGCGCUCUCUCUCUCUUCCCACGCGCCACCAUCAGCGGCGGUUCCGUUCGGUUUGCGUCGACGUCAAGUUUCAGCUACCUCGAGAAGAAAACAGCUCCUCGACGGUUACCGGCGGUGUACAAAUUCCUCCUUCAAGCGGACGAACGAACUCAUUCUACCGGAAAUGAACCUAUUCCGAAAAUAACCCUAAGUCAUGUUUCUGUGAGCUUUGCGGGAUAUGUUGACUCUAGAAGUCAUACAGAAGACACUAAUACAGCAAGCACAAAGACUAAGACAAACAAGCCUAACACGAAGAAAGGGAAGAAAGGAAAUCAGAAGCCAAAUACUAGUGCAGCAAGCAAAGCUCGUGUUAGAAGCAUUAACACAGCUGGCACAAAAAUUAUUAUGAAGCUUGAUGUCAAAAAUGCUCAUUGGUUGAGUGAAAGAGUCAGGGAGAGGAUCAUGCUCAUGGAAAAGGGUCGGAUCAAGGAUGGGGAGCUUGUGCUUACUUCAACUAAGACUAGAAAACAAGAGAAUAAUUUUGAAGAUAUUGUGGCAAAAAAGCAGAAAUUGCUGGGGAAAUUUCAGGAAAUAAUCAAUGCUGCUUCAUAUGCUCCGCUGCCACCUUCUGACGGGCUUGCAAAAAAACUUUGUAAGUUGGCUGUCAUGGGGAAGGAAAAGAAUGCUGCAUGAAGAGCAAGUGCAUAUAUAAAAGAAGUUAUAACUAAUGAUUGAUUUGUGAUAUCAAAAAUUUGCUGAAGAACUCUAGCCAAUAGUUUCUUCUGCUGUUGAUUAUUAUUGAAAGACGUGAGUGUGCCAGUCCUUAAAAAUCAAGACCUAUUGGCGAAAGACUAGCACAAUUUGUUUUUUAUCCACAUAUGACUAGAUGACAGUUUCACAGAUGUCGCGUAUUAGCUUCUAGCUGUUUUCACUCAUGAUUAUAUUUUCAUAGGCUGUAACCGCAAAUUUCAUUGCUUCUUAGAGCAUGAACUUCAAGGGCUGUAAUAAAAAUUAAAGUAAGCGAGCAUGUUAAGUUUUCAAAUCU
This is a messenger RNA of Nicotiana tabacum (common tobacco), 1210 nucleotides long. RefSeq lists its product as uncharacterized. Lineage: Eukaryota; Viridiplantae; Streptophyta; Magnoliopsida; Solanales; Solanaceae. The record is from RefSeq and is a predicted model, not a curated record.